Molecule: messenger RNA, 483 nt
Organism: Purpureocillium lilacinum
Lineage: Eukaryota; Fungi; Ascomycota; Sordariomycetes; Hypocreales; Ophiocordycipitaceae
Source: RefSeq, a predicted model, not a curated record
AUGAUGCUGCUCUCCGAAGCCGUCAAGGAUGACCAUGACAUGGUGGUGGAAAUCUACCAUCGUGUCGUGGCUGCGACCGAGGAUGCCGACGGGCCGGCUGCCCGGGAAACGUUCAUGACGCGCGUCGGUCAAUGCGUCGUCAAGGAGAAGCUCGUGCUUCUCCCCUUCAUCCGCCAGGUGCUGCCGGAUGACGGCGAGCGGCUGGAGCGAUACCGACUGGAUCACAUCAAUCAAAGAGAAGCUCCAUCGGCUGCACGAGAUCCCCAUGGGGGACGUGAGCUUCGUGCCCGAGCUGACGUCCCUCUGGAUCGAUCUGUCGGGCCACAUCGCGGACCUGGACGACCGCGACCUGCCCGCUCUGGAGGACGCGACGAGCGCCGACGAGUCCGAGGCGGCGGCGGUCCAGUAUUGCGAGGCAGGGGCGUACGAGCCGGAGAUGGCCCAUCCGCCCUCACUCGUGGCCGAGUCGACGAAGCUGGUUGA